AUGUCAUCGAACGGGGUUUCGGUCAAGGACCGGUUCAAACAAGUGUAUGGUCGACACAGAAUUCAUCGCCGCUCGACACUCCUUUCUCUGUCCAAUGCCGCACACGCAGCUCGUCGGGCGAAUUCGAUGCCGCCUGGUCAUGGAAUCUCUCGUUCUGGUACCAGUGGCGUUCGAACCGCAAGCAUGGGCACCAAGCAAUUGAGUUCUGGAGAUGGAGAUGCACCCAAACAUACCAUUGAGAACGACCCGAAUCUCGCUGAGCUAGCUGCCAAGAGGGAUGAGACGAACGGUUUUAUCCCGGCGCACAAGAAGACGGUUUUACAAACAAUGAAGACGAUUGCGCUGUCGAAUUAUGCCAACCCGUUGUUGGUGUUCGUGCCGGUGGGAAUCGCGUGUCACGCGGUGGGCGUGAACCCCGUCGUCGUCUUUGUCAUGAACUUCCUGGCGAUCAUUCCGUUAGCGGCAUUGCUGUCGUACGCAACGGAGGAAAUCUCAAUCAGGAUUGGAGAGACCCUGGGAGGUCUCAUGAAUGCCUCUUUCGGAAAUGCGGUCGAACUGAUUGUGGGUAUCAUCGCCCUCCUUCAAGACGAGAUCACCGUCCUUCAAGCCUCCCUCCUAGGAAGCAUGCUCUCCAACCUCCUCCUCGUCCUCGGAAUGUGUUUCAUCGCCGGCGGCUCCCGCUACAAAGAACAAUCCUUCAACUACACCUCCGCCCAAAUGUCCGCCUCCCUCCUCAUCCUCUCCAUCUCCUCCCUCCUCAUCCCUGCCGCGUUUUCCAACAGUUUCGAUACGGCGGCUGAGGCGGAAGAUGGGGUUUUGAAGAUCUCGAGGGGAACGAGUGUGAUCUUGUUAGUGGUUUAUGCGACGUAUUUGGUGUUUCAGUUGAAGACGCAUACGUACUUGUAUGAGGAGGCGGAGGAUGAGGAGAGGGAUAUUGCGGGGGUUGAUAGGGAGGGAAACGAUAUCGAGAUGCAACAACAACGGACUACACAACCCGAAGGUUUCGAAUCAACCCUCCCCACCGACGAAGCUCGCCUCGAUAACACCACUACCGCUACCGAAGGAGCCGUUUCCGAAGAAGAAGAAGAAGGCGGAGAGGUGGCGAACAUCACUCCCAUCGCCGCAAUCAUCCUCCUCAUCUGCGUAACCGUCCUCGUUGCCGUCUGCGCAGAAUUCCUCGUCUCGUCAAUCGACGCCCUCGUCGAAGAAUCCGGCAUCUCCCGAACCUGGGUCGGUCUCAUCCUCCUCCCUAUCGUCGGAAACGCAGCCGAACACGUCACAGCCGUAACCGUCGCCUACAAAAACAAGAUGGACCUCGCGAUCGGUGUAGCUGUGGGGAGUAGUUUGCAAAUCGCGUUGUUGGUUACGCCGUUUAUGUGUUUGUUGGGCUGGUGGACCGGACAUGCGAUGAGUCUGGAUUUUAAUACGUUUGAGGUUGUGUUGUUAUUUGUUACGGUUAUUUUGGUGAAUUAUUUGAUUGGGGACGGGAAGAGUAAUUAUUUGGAGGGGGUGUUGUUGUGUGCUGUUUAUCUGAUUAUUGCGGUUGCGGUGUGGUUUUAUCCGGAGGUUGCGAGGUAAGCGAUAGCAAGGCAUAGG
Molecule: messenger RNA, 1596 nt
Organism: Saitoella complicata NRRL Y-17804
Lineage: Eukaryota; Fungi; Ascomycota; Saitoellomycetes; Saitoellales; Saitoellaceae
Product: calcium/proton exchanger
Exons: 2
Coding region: 1-1578 (525 amino acids)
Biological process (GO): intracellular calcium ion homeostasis; calcium ion transmembrane transport
Cellular component (GO): fungal-type vacuole membrane
Molecular function (GO): calcium:proton antiporter activity
Source: RefSeq, a predicted model, not a curated record